Molecule: messenger RNA, 3368 nt
Organism: Daktulosphaira vitifoliae (grape phylloxera)
Lineage: Eukaryota; Metazoa; Arthropoda; Insecta; Hemiptera; Phylloxeridae
Product: RNA polymerase II-associated protein 1
Exons: 2
Coding region: 472-3327 (951 amino acids)
Biological process (GO): transcription by RNA polymerase II
Cellular component (GO): nucleus
Source: RefSeq, a predicted model, not a curated record
UUCAUGCAUUAUAUCAAUCCCGAAAAGUACGGUUCCUGAUAUUUUACACUCCUAUUAAAUACCAUUCCAACCAAUAUUCCGGUAUUCAUAAAUAUUUUAUCAUAAAAUACAGAUCCUAUUGAGUAGUUGUCCGAUUCGUACGCGCCCUCGUUAAAACUACACCUAUGAAUAAAUAAAGAAGUAUACAAUUUUAUAGAAUAAAAAUAAGUUGGUAGUACUACAGACAAUUAUCUGUAGGAGUUAUCAUUUAUUAUGAGAUUAUUAGAACAACAUGAUGCCGACAUCGAAAUCAGAUUAAAUUAUAAACAUCACAUAAUUCAAGUUAUGUCAACAUUUCAUUUAUUAAAGAAUUUAGUUUAGUCGUAUAAAUUUAAUCUCAUUAAUCAAUUACUUUAUUAUUUAUCAGUUAAAAGUCCGUUUAAUGAAAUUAAGUUUGUUAAAAAGUUGAAUAACUAUUGUAGAAGGUUAAAAAUGACUUCUCGGCCACGUAAACAAAGUUUAUUUGCCCAAAAAAUGCAAAAACAAAGAGAAAAACAAAAUAUGGAUGUUAUAAAUAAAUGUGAAUUAGAUGAAAAUACAUUUGGUUCUACUAGUAAAAUAUUAACUGGUCCCGAAGCAAAUAAUAUACACAAAGAAAAUGUAAAAAAACUCACUAGUAUGAGUGUUGAAGAAAUACUCAAAGAAAAAGAAGAACUAUUGAAUAAGUUAGAUAGUAAAAUUAUUGAGUUUUUAAAAAUAAAACAUAGUAAUGAUAUAAAAUUAGGAACAUAUAAUAUAAAACAAAAAGAUAGUAAUAGAGUUCAGUUUGCAAAAAAUUUUCAAAAAGAUGAUAACAAAAUAUUACCACACAUAAAUGAUUUAGUAAAUAAUGGUUUAAAUAUGGAUAUAAUUGAAGAAGAGAAACUUAAUUGGAUUGGGGAUGUUGAGACAGUUAACCAAAUCCAAGAUAUUUAUACAGCACGCUUUGGUCUUGAUGGAAAAUUAUUACCAUACAUUAUUGAAAAUAAAACUACUGUUGAUGGUUUACAUCAUCAUGGCGAAGAACAAUAUCGCCCAGGUUACACAAUUGAUGAGCUGUAUUCUUUCCUUCGAAAAAAUCAUGUACCACAAAGAGUCCUUGCUCUAGAUGUUUUAGCAAAACUAAUUUUUAAUGCCUCCUUGUAUGAUGAAGUCUUAAAUGAACCACUUAUUUGUUCUAUAUUAGACUCUGGUAUAUUUAUUCUUUUAAGAAUGUCUUUAGAUGAUACGAAUAUUGCAGUUUUAACCAAUACAUUAAAAGCUAUGGGAAAUUUAUUCUCUAGAAGUAUAGAUGAAAAAAUUUUAUUUGGUUUAUCUGGAUGUAAUUGUGAUGUAAAAUUACCCGUUUACCUUGUGUCAGAUGCAGAAAUUGAUCAAACAGAGUUAGAUAAAUCCUCAGAUUAUGAUUUAGUUAUAUUAGAUUUAGUUUUAGGAGCAUUAAGAACUGAUUUAAUUCUUAGAUUACAAUAUGUAGUUUUUAAUACUAAUAUUAACCUUGGUAGUCUUAUAGAUGUAAGUAAUAUUUUAAUUGGAAUUGCAUUUAGAGGAGAAAAGUAUGCUCUUAUGAUUUUAGACACAGAUUUAUUUAAACAUCUAUGUAAAUUAGUUUUUACUAAUUUACAAAGUAAUGAUUUGUCUAAAAAAGUUAUGACUCUUACUCGUGUGAUAUGUUGUCAGUCUGCUCAAUGCAGUUUAAAAGUAUUUGAAAUGAAAAUACUCGAUUCAGUGUUUAAAUAUAUUAGUUCACCAGAAAAAACACCUAUGCUUUUGGAAUGUCUUUAUUUGUGGCAAACAUUCUUUGAGUAUAAAUUAGCUGGUCAAACUAUUACUGAAGUAGCUAAUUUAGUGCUGAAAUUUGUGGAUCGCUCAAUUGGCUUAAGUGCAGAUUUAACAAAAGUCGAUUUAAACUUAAUGUCAGCUAGUUUAAGCUUAAUAGAUUCAGCUUUAAGAAAUUUUGGUGAAAUUUAUAUUGACCCUGUAUACCAUUUGACUGAAAUUAUUUUAGCAAAACUUCUAGGAAGCACAGAUUUCCCAGAUUUUGAGACUGCAAAAUUGAUAGGGAAUUGCUUGUCAGUUCUAAGCUCUCAAAAUCUGAAAUUUGAUAAUAUCACUCAAAAAUUAAUUAAAUAUCUAAAUACAAAUUUUGAAGAAAUUUGCAAACUGCUCUGUACCAAAUCCUGGUUAAAAAGUAAUUAUACAAAUAAUAGUCCAAAAAAUUAUCCAAAUCUAGGCUAUAUAGAUGUUUCCUUAAAUGGUAGUGAUCCUUUAUUUAUGUUAACUGGUUUAAUGAAAUUUUUAAGCAAAAGUUCUCAUCCAUUUAAUAUACCUAUUCAAUUUUGGACUUAUUUAAAUAACCUUAUGAAAUCAUCUAUAGAAGUAUUACAUUGGUACUCCAAAUACGAAGUGCAAUUUUUAAUAAAUAUGCUAAAAACAUUAGUUUGCAAUAAUACAGAAUUAGAAAUUAUUCACACGAUUACCAUUACUUUAAUAUCAAUUAUUCCUAAACACUUAUCAGAAGAAUUACACAGCCUUCUUGAAUUAUACUUUAAUGAUAAAUAUAUCAAACGUAUCAAUCAUGAUAGCAAUUUUGAUGUUUUAAAAUCAUUUUAUCAAUUAUUUAUACAAAGUUCUAAAAGUAAGCCUGGCAAUAUUUUAAUUACUGAAUUAAAUUCUGUACUACCUAAGGAUUGGUUGUUUCUACCAAUUAUUAAGGUCCAUGAAACAGAGUUUUUUAAGAGUUCAAAAGAAGGUGAAUGUCUUAUUAAAGAAGCAUUAGCUAAUAUACUAUUUAUGGAGAAACACUAUUCAGAUAUCUGUGAACAAACUCCAAUAUCAGCACGUUAUUGUCGUGUAGCUUGUACAUUUAUGUGUGGACGUCGUGGAACAUUAUUUCAUGAAGUUAAGUCAGUGUUAAACCAAAUAUGGCAUAUUUAUGCUCAAAAAAACAAUAGCUUAAGUUUUAAAGAUCCUAUACCAGGAAUUGAAUCAUUUUAUGAAUUUUACAAAACUCUUUGUGAACAUUAUGUUGGUGUUUCUUAUUCUGAUACAGUAUUUGGUGCAUAUAUAAUGCUUCCUCUACAAAUGAAGCAUAAUGUUGAGUUAAGAAAAUUGGUAUGGUCAGAAAUAGAAUUGCCUGAGACCAUUAAUAUAGAUCAAGAACACCUUGAUAGAGUACCAUUAAAUAAUUAUAUACAUCCAGUAGAGACAAAUGAAGAAUUAUUACAAAUGUACACCAAAGCUAGAGGUCUAAGAAGAAAGAUGAUUAUGUAUCAAAUAGCUAUGUCACAUUUAAAACAAAUUAUGAUUUAAUUAUUUAUUUUUAAUUUACUUUUUUUUUUUUCAUAUUUUUA